Molecule: messenger RNA, 357 nt
Organism: Talaromyces marneffei
Lineage: Eukaryota; Fungi; Ascomycota; Eurotiomycetes; Eurotiales; Trichocomaceae
Exons: 3
Coding region: 1-357 (118 amino acids)
Biological process (GO): cellular response to nitrogen starvation; macroautophagy
Cellular component (GO): cytosol; autophagosome; fungal-type vacuole membrane
Molecular function (GO): phosphatidylethanolamine binding
Source: RefSeq, a predicted model, not a curated record
AUGCGAUCCAAGUUCAAGGACGAGCACCCCUUCGAGAAGCGCAAGGCUGAAGCCGAGCGUAUCCGCCAGAAAUACGCUGACCGUAUCCCCGUCAUCUGCGAAAAGGUCGAGAAAUCCGACAUCGCAACCAUCGAUAAGAAGAAAUACCUCGUCCCUGCAGACCUCACCGUCGGCCAGUUCGUGUAUGUCAUCCGCAAGCGCAUCAAGUUGUCGCCCGAAAAGGCCAUUUUCAUCUUUGUCGAUGAGGUGCUUCCGCCUACUGCGGCGUUGAUGAGCAGCAUUUACGAGGAGCAUAAGGAUGAGGAUGGUUUCUUAUAUAUUACAUACUCCGGCGAGAACACAUUCGGUGACUGCUGA